AUGGCCGGCUUACCAGGAAAUGAUGCUAUCUACAAGGCCGUCGAAAGCGGCGAUUACUGCGACCUUCGUCUCCGCCUGAGUGACGACACUGAACUGAAGGUGCACCGUGUUGUACUUUGCACACAGUGCGAGUUCUUCGCGAACGCGAUGAAACCCGGCCGCUUCUUGGCCAACUCAAGCGUCAUCGACAUGAAACAUGAUCCGCCUCAAGCGAUCAAGCGCCUGGUGGAGUUCCUCUACACGGGACAUUACACUGUGAAGGGACCGGAGAACUCUGAUACCGAUGAGCCCACGCCCCGUGCUGCUGAAUUCGAAUCACCUCCCGACGAGGAUGCCGAACCCUUGCUUGCUCAUGCGGACGUCUACAUCAUCUCGAAGUUGUAUGAAGUUGCCAAGCUCGAGGAGGAAGCUUUCAACGCCAUCAAGUCAGCCCUAGAAGAGCCGAAGACUCUUGAAGUCUUCCCUCGACUUGUUCAGACCAUCUAUGCUAGCGUUUCUGAGGCCGCCUGCUCCGUUCACGAUGAACUCUCCUACUAUGCCCUAUCGCACGCAAGUGAGCUCAUCUCUGGAAACCACCUUCAAGCCAUGAUUCAGAACGCACCAGACCUGACGGAGAAGCUCAUACGCCAUCUGGUCAGCUCCAACUCCACGAAGACAGAACAGCUCCUUGCGGCUGACGUCGACAUCAAGCGGCUGGAAGACAAGGCCAAAGAGGCAAGCGCUGAGAUCGAGAAGUUGCAAAACAAGGCCAAAGAGGUAAACGCUGAGAUCAAGAAAGAGCAAAACAAGGCCAAAGGGGCAGACCCUGAGAUCAAGAAGCUGCAAGACAAGAUCAAAGAGGCAGAUGCUGAGAUCAAGAAGCUGAAAAUCAGGGUCGAAGGCAAAAACGAUGAGCUUGAGCUGCUAUACAACAGGGUCAAUCGGGGAGACACUCAGAUCAGGCGGCUCAAAGACGAUCUCAACGACGUUCAAUGCUACAGGUGCUCACGCUGCUGCCAGCACUUCGAAAUGGUCAUGCCAGCCGGCUACAGGAAUUUGCCGCCAUCCCUCGCAACCAGCGCUCCCGCCAAGAGCGGGCAGGCCGAUGCAGCAAAGAAAACCACAGAGUACGCCAUCCCCAUGCACGCUUCGACCCACUUCACAUCGGUACUCAAGCUGCUCAACACGGCCGGAAACUACGUCUGGAUGCCAGACGUCCAUUUUCGCUGUGCGAAGGUCUCCGAACGUGAACAUGACACUGUUUAA
Lasiodiplodia theobromae is the source of this 1245-nucleotide messenger RNA. RefSeq names its product BTB/POZ domain containing protein. The transcript is spliced from 4 exons. The coding region runs from base 1 to 1245 and encodes 414 amino acids. Gene Ontology annotation, molecular function: protein binding. NCBI's taxonomy places the organism in Eukaryota, Fungi, Ascomycota, Dothideomycetes, Botryosphaeriales, Botryosphaeriaceae. The record is from RefSeq and is a predicted model, not a curated record.